AGAUCUUAUAAAUAUAUAGUUGGUACCCUUAAUAUAAUUGUUACACUACACGCCAGGGCGGUAGUUCUGCUUCCCUUCGCCAUAGUCAUAUUUGUGGAAUUAUUCCCGGGCUGAAAAGAUUGAAGAAAAAGUUAUAUAGGGAACUGUUGAAAACAUACAAUGGAUUACUCUGUGUAAUUCAUGCAAGCGCUACAUAAUAGCGUAACUUUUGUUUUACGUAUGUACAAACGUUUUCAUAGCGUCUAGGGAUUGGACCCAAGUUAUAUUCCAAGUUUUCUGUGGAGUCUUUCUGAUAUCACUCCGCACUCUCCUUCUAUUCUGAUUCCCAUUCCUGAUCUCUCUGCACACACCUCUGUCUAUUCUGCGCACUCUCGCUCCCUGUCUGUCUCUUUCUGUUACCCUCUCUGUCCUCCCCCUCCCUGUGGCCAUGUGUGAUAAUGGUGAUCCCGAGGACAAGCCCCCUGCCCCCCCGGUCAGGAUGAGCAGCACCGUCUUCAGCACAGGCUCCAGCAAGGACCUGCUCUCAGCCAAUCACAGCUCUAAGCCCCUGCCCUCGGUUCCAGAGGAGAGGAAACCCCGCAAAAAGAUCAUCUCCAUUUUCUCAGGCGCAGAGAAAGGUGGUAGAAAGAAAGACCGGGACAAAGAACGACCAGAGAUCUCUCCGCCUUCAGACUUUGAACACACCAUCCACGUUGGCUUUGAUGCUGUCACUGGGGAGUUCACUGGCAUGCCAGAGCAAUGGGCACGACUUCUCCAGACGUCAAACAUCACCAAGUCCGAGCAGAAGAAGAACCCACAGGCUGUUCUCGACGUGCUCAAAUUCUAUGACUCUACGGGCAACGGCCGCCAGAAAUACCUCAGUUUCUCCUCCUCUGAAAAGGAUUGUUUCCCCGCAGGACCCCAGUCUCCGGUCAAAAAUGUCACGGAACCCUCAUCGACCAAUAUCAAGGACAUUGAUAAUGAUGAUGAUGAUGAAGCUCCCCCACCCAUUGUGGCACCACGUCCGGAAUACACUAAGAGUGUGUACACUCGCUCCGUCAUUGACCCCAUCCCCGCUCCAGCCGCAUGUCCAGAUGGAGACUCGGCCUCCAAGGCUGUAGACAGACAGAAGAAGAAGGGAAAGAUGUCAGACGAGGAGAUCAUGGACAAACUGAGAACUAUAGUCAGCAUUGGAGAUCCCAAAAAGAAGUACACGAGAUAUGAAAAAAUUGGACAGGGGGCUUCGGGGACAGUGUACACAGCCAUUGAUGUCGCCACAGGACAGGAGGUGGCCAUUAAACAGAUCAACCUACAGAAGCAGCCCAAGAAGGAGCUGAUCAUAAAUGAAAUUAUGGUGAUGAAAGAGUUAAAGAACCCGAAUAUUGUCAACUUCGUAGACAGUUUCCUGGUGGGAGAGGAGCUCUGUGUGGUGAUGGAGUACUUGGCUGGUGGCUCGCUGACUGAUGUGGUGACAGAGACCUGCAUGGAUGAGGCUCAGAUAGCUGCUGUCUGCAGAGAGUGUUUACAAGCACUGGAGUUCCUUCAUGCGAACCAGGUCAUCCAUCGUGACAUCAAGAGUGACAACGUGCUACUGGGGAUGGAUGGCUCUGUCAAGCUCACCGAUUUUGGUUUCUGCGCCCAGAUCACUCCAGAGCAGAGCAAGCGCAGCACCAUGGUGGGUACGCCUUACUGGAUGGCACCUGAGGUGGUGACCCGGAAGGCCUAUGGGCCAAAGGUUGAUAUCUGGUCCCUGGGCAUCAUGGCCAUUGAGAUGGUUGAGGGGGAGCCUCCAUACCUCAAUGAGAACCCGCUAAGAGCACUGUACCUGAUUGCUACCAAUGGCACUCCAGAGCUGCAGAACCCAGAAAAGCUGUCCCCCAUCUUCAGAGACUUCCUUAACCGCUGCCUGGAAAUGGAUGUGGAGAAGAGAGGCGGGGGCAAAGAGCUGCUGCAGCAUCCCUUCCUGAAGCUGGCAAAGCCCCUCUCCAGUCUUACACCUCUCAUCUUGGCUGCUAAGGAGGCCAUGAAAGGCAACCGUUAACCGAACAAACAACCAUGCCUUCCCAUACUGUGCCAGAUUUUAGGUUUUGUGCCAGACAAUAGACUGAGUGACACGCCCACUCUAUAUGCUCCAGCCUGAUAAGCCCUUACAAACCGCACUGUGAAGAAGACCAAAAACAUCCAGAGCUGGCCAUAUGAACUCUUUGAUUCUCACUCAAAUGUUUGAAGACCACUCAAAUGAAAGUGCUUAUGUUCAAAGCCAGGCUUCGUUAUUUUGUACAAGAAAACAUUUAUUUUGUGGGGGGCACGUUGGGGCUAGAUUUGUAUUUAACAUGGAAUGAAGAUAUCUAGUUCUUACUUUUUGGAAGAAAUAUUACUGCCUUAAACAAAUGUAAAACAUUGCCUAAUGUAUUGUUGAUUGUAUCAGAUUAUGUUUCUUUUCCCAUAUAUAUUUUGUUCCUUGUCGUUUUUACUUUCUAGCUUGUUAGUGUCCUCUUAGGCAUUUUGAUACUUGAAUUUCAUUUGUGUCCCCACUGUGAUCAUGUUAUGGGCCUCUCAUUUAAUGAAAACUGUUUAUCCCACCUGGUGCCACAUUUAAUCUUUGGUCUUUUCUCAUUUGUUAUAGGACAGACAUUUCAAAACAUUCCCAUGAUUACAGUGAAUAUGGUGAUAUUGAUGACGAUAUAGGGUUGCCUCAUUUGGCAGUGCUACGAGUGUUUUCCCUCCUGUAUCAUUAGUCCCUUGGUAGUAGAUGUGCACCUUAUGGGCAAAUUCAAUGGUAGAAUGACAGGGAAGUUCUUGCUUGUGCAAAUGUUCUUUGUUCUUAUAAUUUUUUUAAUCUAUAUUGUACACUUUUUGUGUAAUUUAGGACUGUAGCUUAGAAAUGUGCUUGUUCAUGUGUAUAUUGUGUACCUAACUAGACGGAAAACAGUGGAUAUCAGGCCCGGGUACCUUUUUUAUAGGCUAGAGAAGGCAAUGUAUAUUUACUGUUUAAUUUUUUCUAUUUGGAUGACUAACAAUCUGACAAUUGUAUGCAAAUUCAAAUAAAUGCAGCUGUUUUUGUCCUUA
Messenger RNA from Coregonus clupeaformis (lake whitefish), 3048 nucleotides. RefSeq names its product serine/threonine-protein kinase PAK 2. Gene Ontology annotation, molecular function: protein serine/threonine kinase activity; ATP binding. The record is from RefSeq and is a predicted model, not a curated record. NCBI's taxonomy places the organism in Eukaryota, Metazoa, Chordata, Actinopteri, Salmoniformes, Salmonidae. The transcript is spliced from 15 exons. Gene Ontology annotation, biological process: regulation of axonogenesis; protein phosphorylation; regulation of MAPK cascade. Bases 428 to 2020 code for a protein of 530 amino acids. Gene Ontology annotation, cellular component: cytoplasm.